Messenger RNA from Chara braunii, 1169 nucleotides. NCBI's taxonomy places the organism in Eukaryota, Viridiplantae, Streptophyta, Charophyceae, Charales, Characeae. The record is from the annotation of a GenBank genome assembly.
GGCUUAUGAACCACUGCUGCGACGGGCGCUAGACGACCCACUAGCACUAGUGCCUCAGCUACCCGCACUCUUCCCUCCCGCUGACCCCCUCAACAUCCAAGCCAUUCCCCUUCCCUCAUACUAAAUGUCUCCCUUCUUCUCUUACACCACCCUUCCCUACCAACUCACAGAGAGUCCCUACCCCAUGUGCAACUUCUCAGAGUAUCUGGUGGAGCUGGUUGACGUAGAGCCCUUGCCGUUUGCCGACGAAGACGUAUGGGAGCUACAUCAGGCGUUGUAUCGAUCGGUGGUGCUGGGCAUGUUCCGGUUCUAUGUGGAACACGACGACCACAACAUCGGCGAGCACUUGCUCGCAUACUACGUAAUUUCGAGACCCAAGCAGGAGCAUAAGGAGGGGAUGGUGGCACUAAAUCCGUUCGGGAAGAUCGGAAGAAACAGGCCGGGAUUGUUGGAGCUCAUCCACAUUGAGCUACUGUCCAUCGCACAAGUGAUUGCCAGCGAAGAAGGAGAUCUCCAACCCCGGUUGAGGACAGCAUCAACUCUGCGGAGGACGUACCACGAGGUGGUCAUAGCAGACUACCUUGCGCGGACGGGAGAAAAGGUGGUGGACUUCAGUGACGGGAAACCGCUGCGGCCUCCCUCGUCCUAUCGAAGACCGGCAGCCCCGAAGACCCCUAGGAAGGCUCUCAAGAAGAGACGCCGCCAGCCAUCGCCGGAAGCACAAGGGAGCCGAGGAGGACCUGGGGAAGAAGAAAUCCCCGGCAGAGGUCCCGUCCCGGAGAGCAAAGCCACACCGAUCAAGGGACCUCUGCCAGGGGAAGAAGCCAGAACUAGCGGAUCGCAAGUACGUAGGAGACACCCAAAGCAGAUAUCGCCCUCGCCACUUCUUCCCGACCUCAAUCUCGAUGGAGCCGGCCCAUCCGCACCAGUAGGAGGAGGAGGAAUGGGAGGAGUACCAUACCUCACAUCUAGACCCCCCAUCCUCGCAGGACCUUUCUGUUUCCGCCAGCCACCCCGGGGUGCCCCGGUUAUUGACCUUAGCAGUUCCUCCGAGCUGGACAGUCCACCCGACAGACAUCGAGUUCAUGGUGGAGCCUGCAACAAUCAAGCUCAAGGCGAUCGAGGGGGCCACAUGUCCUGAUCCCGCAUGGGAGCCGUUUCUACAACUA